Messenger RNA from Sinocyclocheilus grahami, 1762 nucleotides. It is a transcript of the gene ada, whose product is annotated as adenosine deaminase. Gene Ontology annotation, cellular component: external side of plasma membrane; cytosol. The coding region runs from base 276 to 1364 and encodes 362 amino acids. The transcript has 11 exons. Gene Ontology annotation, molecular function: adenosine deaminase activity. The record is from RefSeq and is a predicted model, not a curated record. Gene Ontology annotation, biological process: purine ribonucleoside monophosphate biosynthetic process; negative regulation of adenosine receptor signaling pathway; T cell activation. NCBI's taxonomy places the organism in Eukaryota, Metazoa, Chordata, Actinopteri, Cypriniformes, Cyprinidae.
UAGAUCAGGUGCGCUUGUCAGUUAAGUUUGCUUGGUUAUUGUUGUCACUCUGUUGUGUUCAGCCGUGUUUAGUUGGCUUAUUGCACGAUGAUGUAGAGGCGGGGUUCAUCGCUCAUGUUAUCUGUUCAUAAAGGCGUGUUCUUUGUCCGCGCCUGGGCUGGAGUGUAUAAAAGUAAAGCGCAUGGGGAAGCUGAACUUCGCCGCUUGAGCUGACAGGUUCCGGAGAGCGCGUGUUCAAGUUGUAUCACGACAGAUUUACACUUCGAGGAAAGACAAUGGCAGAAAAGAAUGGAAAACCAGCAUUUGAUAAACCUAAGAUUGAGCUACAUGUGCAUCUUGAUGGUGCUAUUCGAAUAAAGACCAUUGUAGAAGUAGCAAAGCGGCGGGGAAUCACUCUACCUGUGAACGGCGAGGAUGAAAUGAGAGACCUGGUCAUAAUGCAUGAGCCGGCCACACUCACAGAAUUCCUUGGCAAGUUCAAUCACUACAUGCAUGCCAUUGCAGGGGACAGAGAGGCCAUCAAGAGAAUAGCUUACGAGUUUGUAGAGACAAAGGCUGAAGAGGGAGUGCUCUAUGUUGAAGCCAGAUACAGCCCUCAUCUGCUGGCCAACAAGGGAGUGGAUCCUCUUCCUUGGGACCAAAAACCAGGAGACAUCACUCCCGAUGACGUGGUGGACCUGGUGAACCAGGGGUUCAAAGAGGGAGAGAAGGCCUUCAAAACCAAAGUCAGGUCCAUUCUGUGCUGCUUGCGUCACGAGCCAAAUUGGUCUAUGGAUGUGGUCGAGCUGUGUAAGAAGUAUCGUAAAGAUGGAGUUGUGGCAAUAGACCUAGCAGGAAAUGAAUCCAUGAACUGUGAGUCAUACCCAGGACACAAGAGAGCAUUUGAGGAAGCCGUCAGAAGUGAGGUGCACAGAACAGUGCAUGCAGGAGAAGUGGGCUCUGCCAAUGUGGUGAAGGAGGCUGUGGAAGUUCUGAAAGCAGAACGCAUUGGACAUGGAUACCACACGCUUGAAGAUCAAGCUCUAUAUAAACGACUGCUACAACAAAACAUGCAUUUUGAGAUGUGUCCUGUCUCCAGCAGACUGACAGGAGCCUCUGACCCAGACUUCACUAAACAUCCUCUCAUCACAUUCAAGAAGGACAAAGCUAACUACUCCUUAAAUACAGAUGACCCUACCAUCUUCAACUCCACCUUGAACUCAGACUACCAGGUGGUGCAGAAAUACAUGGAUUUCACUGAAGAGGAGUUCAAGAGACUGAAUAUAAAUGCAGCAAAGUCCUGCUUUCUUCCUGCAAAGGAGAAAGAGGAGCUUCUUGAACAACUCUAUGAGGCCUACGGCAUGCUGAAAAAAACAGGCUUUUGAGCUCAGUACUGUUAUAAACAAGUUUGCAGCGAGCAGAGCCUUUCAGGACAUUUGCCUUCUCACACGAUUGUGGAUCCUGAUUCCUUGAAACUGGAGAACUCGUACACACAUUUCUCAGUGAAAUUUUUACACAAAAACAAAGACCACACAUAAAAACUUUCAACUUUAGAAGUUAACAUGCUGUUCGUUAAAAUAAAUGUUACACAUGUCAUUUAACCACCGUUACAGCAUACUGGUUUUGACCAAAUGUUGUUGCCUUUCAUCUACAUAAACAUUUUUACAAGUAUUGUAAUCUCUGUAGCUUAAAUAUUGGUCUUAUUUCAUAUUUACUCAAGUCUAAGUCACUAUACUUUAUGCUCUUCUCAAUAUAUGCACAGAAUAUGACAAUGUAAUAAAGA